Molecule: messenger RNA, 4153 nt
Organism: Drosophila willistoni
Lineage: Eukaryota; Metazoa; Arthropoda; Insecta; Diptera; Drosophilidae
Gene: Bub1
Product: probable serine/threonine-protein kinase yakA
Exons: 3
Coding region: 307-3921 (1204 amino acids)
Biological process (GO): mitotic spindle assembly checkpoint signaling; meiotic sister chromatid cohesion, centromeric; protein phosphorylation
Molecular function (GO): ATP binding; protein kinase activity
Source: RefSeq, a predicted model, not a curated record
UUGCUUAUUAGUAAAAAAUAAAGUAAAAAAAUAAAGCAAGCGAGUUGAAAAGUGACCCAAAGACGAAAAUGGAAUCUGCAGAUUGGCUAAAGGCUUAAGGAAAUCACUGAAUCUGUGUUUUGUUCCAGCUAAAUAUAAAAAACAGAAACACAGAAGUCUUGCUCAGCAGCAAAUUCCAAGUCAAGGGAACUCGACGACAUUCUUGUUGUUGUUGCUGUUCGCUGUUGGUUUUUUGCAGUUUGUUAAUAAAAACACAAAUUUCCGUUUAAUAAGUAACUAAUAGCCCUCGGCCAGUUUUGGCUAAGCAUGGCCAUGCAUUCGUCGUAUAUGCGUGCUGGCCAAGGCCAAGCUGGAGGCGGAGCACCCAGUGGCCUCGUCCCAGCCAGUCCCGAUGAGAUGCACGGAUUUUUAAAGGAUAAACAAGCUUGGGAGCAUGCCAUUUCGCUGUAUCAGGGCCCCGAUCCAUUGGACCAUUGGUAUAAUUACAUAUGCUGGUAUGAGAAUCAUGCCAAUAGUGAUCCGGAGCUCAAGUACCGCGAGACAUUGGAACGUUGCCUGACUGUGUACGAGCACAACGAUUACUAUCGUCAAGAUGCCCGUUUGGUGCGCCUGUGGUUAAAGUAUAUAGCCAUGCAAACGGAUCAAUUGCAUUUCUAUCAGGUUCUAUUCCAACGAGGAACAGGACGACAGGUGGCUGCCUUCUAUAUAGGCUGGGCCGGUUACUACGAGUCGAGAGAGGAGUUCAAGGAUGCCGAAGCAGUUUUUAACUUGGCCUUCCAGGAGAAGGCCCAAACCCAUGCCGAACUGCAGCAUGCCCACUCCAAAUUCAAUUACGCACGCUCCGUUUAUUUCCAGCGGCAGCAGCAGCAGCAGCACCUCCAACAACAACAACAACAGAUUUUACAGCAGCCAGAUGCUUUGCAACAGUUGGCAAAUUACACACAGCAACUGCCACAGAGUUACAAUCAGCAGCGUCCACCAACCCAUUCGCAGCCAUAUCAACAGCAUCCGCAACAGCAGCAACAACAACAGCAGCAACCACAUCCGCAGCAACAUCUACAGCAGCAGCAGCAGCAGGAUCAACUGCCUUCCCAGCAUAUCUACCAGCAAUAUCAUCAUCAUCAACAGCAGCAGCCACAGCCGCAGCAGCAUCACCAUCAACCAGUAUCCUAUCAUCACUAUACAGACACACAAACACCAUCAAAUCCUCCGCCUCAGAACCAUUAUCCAAAUCAGGCGGUAUAUGCUCCUCCCAUGCCUGGAGCAAGCCAGCAGACGCAUUAUGAGUCACAACAGCCGCAACAAGAGCAAAAGCAGGAGGUGGAGCCGCCACAACAGAACCAGAACCAAAUGACGCCCACGAUGGCUACGGCUACCGCAACGACAACGGUUCCUGUGGUUGCAAGUGCUCCUGCGGCAGCGGCGGCUGCUUCACCUUCGAAUGUCACGCACAAUGGUAAUGGCCAUGUGGAGGCACCUGCUCCUGCUCCGGUCAUGUCAGAGGUGGCCGGUUUACGUUUGCCGCGCAAUUUUUAUGCCUACGGACGCAAUAAUCAUGAGACCUGGAAGCCGGCAUUGACGCUGGAAGAGCCCGAUGAUCCCUCAAGAAUCUGUCAUUAUGCCAAACAAUUAGUAUAUCCGCCGGGAUUGGGCAUUGAGUAUAGCCCAGAAGAGCUGUUGGCACGUAAAUACAAACAGAAAAUGGAGGAGCGGACGAAACGUCAGCAGCAACAACAACAACAACAACAGCAACAGCAAUCGUCGGAUCAGCAACAGGAGCAGACGCUCUACAAUUCCUAUAACUCAUCCGAGAAUUCUUACUAUAUGACUGCUGUAGAUGGAGCACUAUAUGGCAACCAAAAUACGAGCAGUGAAUUAGAAUCUAAGUUAGGCCAACAAAACGAAGAGGAAGGAAAUGAAGAAGACGAGCAAGACGAUGGUGAAGAAGACGAAGAGUCUGAGGAAGGCGAGGAGGAAGAAGGAUCCGAAGAGGCCACAGACGAUGAGGAGGAAGAUGAGGACGAGGAGGAGGAAGAAGAGACCACAAACGGUAUACAAUUCAGUGCCCAGACUACAUUUGAGCAGUCAAAUCGCUCAAUUAAAAUCAAAUUCAAAAAGGAACGCACGCUGGAAAGCAGCAGCAGCGCCUACAGUGCCUACACCAUUGAGAAUGUCUAUCAGCAAAGAGAGCAAAUAACCCAUACACCCACUCCCAUGCCAAUAGCAACACCAGCGACAGCGGCUGUAACGGUGGCUCCGGCUCCGGCACCAGUUCCCGCCCCUCAACCAAAUGUCUCGCCUAUACCCUUAGCUAAUCAACAGAGGCAGCGAAAUGGUCACCAUUUCCAUCCCUAUCUCUUGGGCCAGACAUCAACUCCGAAGAGUGAGGCAAAUGGAUAUAGACGCAUACGAACCAAAGCUAAACGCAACAAAUUUCAAGCUGAUCUCUGCAGCAAUAGCAAUUCCUCAUCCUCGGUCACAACGGCAAACGAUGUGGCUGGUAGCGGGACAAUUGCUAUGGCCCAUGGCCAUGCCCAUGCCCAUGCCGCCUCCUUCAAUGAUAACGCAAAUUUCUCUUUCUCUAGUGCCACUGCCUUGGAUAAUUCCAAUAGCUCUUUAGCUUUGGCUGUGGACCGACUGAAUUUCCGUGACUCUUCCCAGAUAGUUGGCAAUCAAAGUCAGGCCAUUCCUAAUCAGUCUAAUACGGUUACACCUGCUCCUGUUAAUAAGACACUACAAGCCAUUACUAAUAACAAUAACAACAACAACAACAAUGGUGCAGAUUUUUCCACCUUUCAGGAGAACUCAUAUUUUGCCACCCAACACGAUUCGGAGGCACAAGAGAGACGUCUAUCGAAAGCAUUGGAAACAAUUGAACGUCAUUUGGCUAAAGAGGCAAUUGAUCCAUUUAAUAGUGAAUUGUGCCGGGCAUUUUUGGCCAAACUUAAUUUUCCUGGUACCAAUGAAGAUGACGAACAAUCCACAUAUAAAAUUGUUCAAACACCAUUGCCAAAAAUUUCCAAUACACGCACUCUAAAUGUUCUAGAAGGUAGUGUUCAAUUCAAUAUUGACAAAGAGGUGGGACGUGGUUCAUAUGGAUCGGUAUAUAAGGCAACCGAUACAAGGACUGGCAAUGUGGUGGCUCUUAAAUAUCAAAAGCCCCCAAACACUUGGGAAAUUUAUAUAUGUGAUCAGGUGCUUAAACGCAUUACAGAUCCGGAGAUACUGCCCGGAUUAAUGGACAUAUCGACAGCGAUUAUAGCACCAAAUGCCAGUCUGAUAGCCACAGAGUUUUCACCAUUUGGUUCAUUGCUGGAUAUCAAUAAUAAAAUACGUCAGGCCACCACCAAAGUGAUGCACGAAUCCCUGGUCAUGCAUUUCUCUGGUCAAAUUUGCAAUAUUGUUGAUUAUUUGCAUCGUCAGCAUAUAAUACAUGCAGACAUUAAGCCAGAUAACUUCCUGCUGAUGCGUGUACCAAAUGUGGAUAGUCCAUUGCCAUCGUUGCGUCUAAUUGAUUUUGGCUGUGCCAUCGAUAUGACGCUCUUUCCGGAUGCGGAGCAUACGAAAUUUCGUAAAGUCAUACAUACAGAUGGUUUCACCUGCAUCGAGAUGCAGGAGAGUCGCCCCUGGUCCUAUGAAACGGAUCUAUUUUGCAUUGCCGGCACAGUGCAUGUGAUGCUCUUUGGUGAAUACAUGCAACCGCAAAAACGCGGCGCCACCUGGGAUAUACGCCAGAAGCUGCCGCGUUAUCUCAAAAAGCAUGUCUGGUCGAAAUUCUUUGGUGAACUUUUGAAUAUGCAGGCCGAUAAGUUGCCCCAAUUGCAUCAGAUGCGUAUCAUAUUUGAAGAGGAAUGCCUUGGCAUGGAUUCGGAACUACAGAAACAAAUACGCACGCUAUCCAAUAUAUUGCAUCGGCGAUAACUGCAAAUACGUUCAAUACACAUUUCAUUUAUAACAACCCCCAAAAGCAAUUAUCCUCAUCUCCCCGACCAAAACGAAUAUAUAUUCAUAUAUAUAUAUAUUAUUGUUUGGUUAUUUGCUUCAUAAGCAAAUGAUCUUAAAUUUUAAAUAUAUAUGCCACUCUCUGUGCGUAUAACAACUGAAACUGUACAAAAAAAAAGAAAGAAAACAAAAGCAAAACUAUUUGAUUUAA